AUAUUAGCAGGAUUCCUAAUAAUGAGAUUGUAAGCUUAAACCUUCAAUUUAUUAUCAGAAUUAAUGUGUUAAGGCUGAUAAUGUCUCCGUCUCUCUGAUUCUCUCUCUCAGUCUUUGUUUCUCUCAUUCUCUCUCUCUUAGUCUGUCUCUAUCUUGUAUUUGUGCAGGUGGGAAUUCACGCACCUGAUAGUCAUGGGUGAGUCAGUGCAGGCUGAGGUGUGAGAGGUGACGUAAGGUGGUGUGUCAUGGGCAAAGGCUCUGCGUUUUGUUUGGGCAUAUCCUACUGUUUAAGGACAAGGGGCUGGAUAUACUUGUUUUUUUUAUCAGCUCAGGGUCAAUGGGGUAGUAUAAAUGUGCCUUAGAGUAACUGCAAUUGUUCUUCAGCUGCCCUGCAUUUACUGGAGGUCAGCAUACCUGGUGGCUGUACAGGCGCUCACAACUGCCUUUUCUCCUUCGACGGAACAAGAUGUUCCCUCUCGCCCUCUUCGUCGCCCUCGCCUUGGGUGGCACCGAUGCGCAGAGCCGGCUUGGAACGUACAAGGUGGACCUGGCGGCAGUGUCAGUGUCGGGGCUGUCUUCGGGCGGCUGCAUGGCCACUCAGUUCCACGUGGCCCACUCCAAGAGCAUCAUGGGCGUCGCGGUAAUCGCAGGGGCUCCCUACUACUGCGCACAGAACAGCGCGCUCACAGCCACGGGGACGUGCAUGAAGAAGCCAGAGAGCGUGGCCGUCUCCUACCUGCAGCAGGUGACGCGCAAUGCCCAAAACAUCCUGUCCAUCGACCACACGUCGCACAUGAGCUCGGCGCGCGUCUUCCUGUUCGCGGGCACCAAGGACUCCACCGUCCACCCGGGGAUCAUUGGCAAGGUGCAGGAGUACUAUCAGGAAUUUGUGACCGCGGCAGGCUCCAUCCGCACCGUCCUGGACAUCCCCGCUGAGCAUGGCUUUCCCACGGUGAGCGCGGGAGGAGCGUGUGGCUCCCAAAAUGCAGACUACAUCAACAGCUGUGGCUACCACGCCGCCUUUGAACUCCUCAACCACAUCUACGGAGGGGGCCUCCAGAGGCCAAGCGAGUCUCAUCAACCUGAGGGAGAGCUUAUUAACUUCGACCAAAAGGAAUAUUUCAAUUUCUCCCCGCCCUCCUCGUAUGGCAUGGACAACAGCGGGUACGCGUACGUGCCGCGCGCGUGUGCGGCUGGAAACGUGUGCAAACUUCACAUCGCGUUUCAUGGCUGCAAGCAGGGAAAGGAAAAUCUGGGAGAUAAGUACGCACGGCUGCUGGGCUACAACGAGGUUGGAGACCUCAACAACAUCAUCAUCCUGUACCCACAGGCGCGAUCCACUCUCUCCAAUCCCAUGGGAUGCUGGGACUGGUGGGGCUACACUGGAACAGCUUAUGCUUCAGGCAGUGGCUUUCAGGUGACUGGAGUGAAGAGGAUGAUGGAUCGUAUUACGGGCUAAGAAAGACAUCAUCAUCAUCAUCCAAAUCAUAAACAUCAAAUUCAUCACCCCGACGAGUGUCUCAAUGCUUAAAUGACAAAUGUAGAUGCAAACAUUUCCACUGGUGAACCUGAACUUGUAGUGCGAAUUAAAUAUUCCCAGGGCCUAGACCACUCUCCUCAUUGGACAACCUAUGCUGACCUGCAGGUACUGUAUUCACUUAUCGUAAUACUAGCAUUACAAUCCUGAAACGCCCCACAAGUAUAAUCACAUUGCCAGUAAUUGAUGAUAAGUAAGUAAUGGCCAUCACAUCAUCAUGGUCUGUGUCAUCAUCUUGAACAUGACAUUGCCUUUAAAAGCGAGCAUAUAUCUUGCUGAGUUUUGCUUUUAUAUAUGAUGCCACCGAUUGUUGUUGGCGAUGAUAUUUUUACACGCAACACUGUGCAUUUCACUAACGAUUCUCAAGUGAUACUUGGUAUUGCGUUAAUAGGAUGAAUAUCGGUACCCGCAUGCACAUAUCAAGAUGUGAAUAAUGAUCCGGUAACGAGGUCACACGCUUAAUAAACAUAGAAUCGGCACUGUCAUGACAUCUUCAUUGUCAUCACUUUAAUAUCAUCAACAGUAUUGUGAUAUUGCAAUCUAUAUGACAUGGUUUAAUGAAUAGAAAAAUACUGUCCUUUACAGGUUGUUAUCGGAUGAUUAAAACAUUUUAAAAUGCAAAUGGAUUAUACAAGGGAGACCUGGCAGCCCAGUUAUGCGGUGAUCGUCUUAUUUUUCCAUUUGCGAAUGACCCUGGCAGACACAUCAAAGAAAUGUUUCAAUGGUGAUAUUAUCAGAGAUCUUUCCGACUGCAAUCACCAGACAGCGCAUGUUAUUCGGGUUGUGUGUAGAAUGGUUCGCCACGUGUACGUACUCUGGUCUGACAAGGGAAAUUGAGUUAAACCCUAUGGCUAAGCGAAAUAAUGUUGAACUACGCAUUUAGGUCGUGAAUUGUGCGCAACUAAUGUGGAUCUCAAUGAUAAUUGUCCUUUGUUUAGUCAGGUUAAAGCUCAAUGUGAUUUUUGUUCAACUAUCAGGAUCUUUAGAAUAGUUCUUACUUUACAAAAGCAUACUUUAUUUGGAGGUAACGUAAAUUGUUGAGCUUGGGUAAAGAUAUUACAGGACACUACUGUGAAAUAGUCAAAAUCGCUGCAAUCAUCACGAUUAUAAUCAUGAUGUGAUUUUUACAAGCUAGCGUCAAUCUUAGUUUCUGAAAAUCUAAUGAUAUUGUCCAUAUCACGGUAUACUUUAACAUAAAACUAUAAAUCCAAUGCAACAUGUUAAUAAAGUUCUACAUUGGCAGUUCUGGUUGUGGUCUCCCUCAGCCUUGUAUGGUUCUCAAGCUGACAGAUCAGUUGGUUAUUAGUUGAUUGCGUUUAACGCCUGUCAAGUCUGCGAUAUUCUGAAUUCCAGCCUUCCUUGGGCGCUCUCUUAGACCAUGAGCCAGGGCCGGAUAUUUUACUUGUCGGUACCACCUGAGGUGCCAUCACUUUGCUGGUUUCAAUUUCUUGAAUGUGGUCAGCAACAGUGACUUACGUGAUAACCAUUUGAAAUGAGUGUCGUUCUCAAUUAAUUAACUCGUAUUCGCCAAAUAAAUAAAUACGACUCGAGUUUUUCGAUCUCAGGCGGUAAGCAAUUUCUGCUCUGGUCCGUGGACUCGUCGUGUAAGGUCGAACAGAGUGCACACGUGUGGCUGUGUAUGUAGCAGCACCUGGUUGUGUGACCGCGGCAGACAACGAUAGGCCCAAGAGAAUGCAAUUAGUGGCUCCGUUUAAUAUGUAGGCAUUCGCGACCAAUAUUAUUCAUAAUAAUUCGCUAUUAUGGCAAAAUAGUCCGAUGAAGUUGGUUGUAUUCACCCGUGAAACGUCGUACUAAAGUUGUAAUUGUUGAAAGUUUACUCUCCAACACACCGGUGUGCUGAAGUAGUAACCAAAUGUCUGGA
Petromyzon marinus (sea lamprey) is the source of this 3419-nucleotide messenger RNA. Its product is annotated as poly(3-hydroxybutyrate) depolymerase-like. NCBI's taxonomy places the organism in Eukaryota, Metazoa, Chordata, Hyperoartia, Petromyzontiformes, Petromyzontidae. The record is from RefSeq and is a predicted model, not a curated record.